This is a messenger RNA of Drosophila guanche, 477 nucleotides long. RefSeq lists its product as uncharacterized. The coding region runs from base 148 to 411 and encodes 87 amino acids. The transcript has a single exon. Lineage: Eukaryota; Metazoa; Arthropoda; Insecta; Diptera; Drosophilidae. The record is from RefSeq and is a predicted model, not a curated record.
UACUUCUUCCAAUCAUUGGCCUUGUGUCACAGCUGUUUACCAUUUAUUUGCUGACAAAACAUAAGCACGCUCAAGCUGUAAAUCGUUUGGUAUAAAUACCCGUGGCAUCAAAGACUGAAGACAUUAUCCACUUAGACAACAGCAAUAAUGAAACACUUUCUGAUCUGUGCUUUGGCUGCUCUCGUCCUCAUUCACGUCGCCUCGGGGUUCAAAAUCCGUCGCGUUGUCUAUGUGGUACCAGUGACUCCAGUCCCCUCAACAGCUGCAACAGAUACCUCGUCUGUUGCGCCAACAAUAAGCUCAGUGGCUCCACCGACGGUGAUUUACUGCUCCUGGAAGAACAAUUGGUGUCGUCCCGCCUCGGACUCGGUGCGGAAGUGCAAGUGGGGCAUCUGCAAUUACACUGGAUAAAAAUGUUAACAAUAAUUGUAACAAUUAACCCAAAACGUUAAUAAAUAAUCAUCAAACAUAUUGUAG